ACAACGGUCGCUGCCACUUCCCAACUCCAAACUCGAACACUUCACAACUCGAACACUCCACAAGAAAGCGGCAAUGGAGAGCCUCAGUAGCGACUCCGUGGACUCAUCGAUGACCCGGCGGUCGGCGUCGGACGAGGAGACAUACGCGACUGUGUGGUCGGCCCCUCCGAAGCGGCGGGCCGGGCGGACCAAGUUUCGCGAGACGCGGCACCCGGUCUACAAGGGCGUCCGGCGCCGCAACGCCGACAAGUGGGUCUGCGAGGUGCGCGAGCCAAACAAGAAGUCGAGGAUUUGGCUCGGGACGUUUCCCACCGCCGAGAUGGCGGCACGGGCGCACGACGUGGCUGCCAUGGCCCUCCGCGGCCGGUCGGCCUGCCUCAACUUUGCCGACUCUGCGUGGCUCUGCCCCGUUCCGAGCUCGUCGAACCCGAAGGACAUCCGGAGGGCCGCCGUGGAGGCCGCGGAGGCCUUCCGGCCACGGACCGAGUCCGACGCUACUAAGAGCAGCGAGGAUGCGGCAAUGGCGAUGACAGCGGGGCCAUCGGUGGCGGCGGCUGAUGACCCCUUCUACAUGGAGGAUAGUCUCGACUUUGGGAUACAAGGGUAUCUGGACAUGGCUGAGGGGUUGCUGAUCGAUCCGCCGCCGAUGAACGCCGAUGAGGAAGAAAACGACGGCGAUGUCCCACUCUGGAGCUACUCCAUUUGAAGCUGGUGUGGCAUUUUAUGUACAGUAUAAUUUAAAUAAGGUUACUUAUGGGGGCCGGAAUGACUUGUACCUGUAGUUUUUUUAAAAAUGCGGUACGAGGUAAGAGUAGUUUGUUUGAAAUAAAUAAAGAGGGAGAAAGGUAGCCAAUCAAAGAAUGGCAGAGUGAGUGAUGGACUAAUAGGAAUAGUCGAAUCAAAGUUAGAGAAUGGCAUAUAGUUUUGUAUUCUGGAGUCGAUAUGUCUCCAUAAUUAAUGGCAAUCAGUUAGGAUGCAUGAAAGACCAUCUUCAAAUUAGAGUCAUGCUGUUGUUUGAGACAGGAAAUGCCAACGGUAACAAUUGGAUACAGGAAAUAUAUAUCCAUCCUUUGAACAAAGAUACUGUGGGGCCAA
Messenger RNA from Phoenix dactylifera (date palm), 1095 nucleotides. Its product is annotated as dehydration-responsive element-binding protein 1E-like. Gene Ontology annotation, biological process: regulation of DNA-templated transcription. Gene Ontology annotation, molecular function: DNA binding; DNA-binding transcription factor activity. The record is from RefSeq and is a predicted model, not a curated record. NCBI's taxonomy places the organism in Eukaryota, Viridiplantae, Streptophyta, Magnoliopsida, Arecales, Arecaceae.